AGAAGAUGGCGCCUCACAUCCUCAGCAUCUUCAGUCUGCAACAGCUGCCUGAGGAGGAACAGACACCUUUCUGAACCUUCUGGGGAGUGACACGGGGUGCAGCGGGGAACCCGCUCUGAGAGCCCCGUUGCGGGACUCGUGAGUCCGAUCUGCACUUUAGUGCGUUUCCUGCGCACACUCCCCCCCGUACUUUUGGCAUUUUCUUCUUUCCAAUGGAGCAGGAGUGGAACUAAAAAAAAGAAAACUUUAUUGAUACAGCAAACCGUGUCCACUCAGGGUCAUGGAGAGCGCCAGUGUUAAGCCUGUGCUUGCGGGCAGCAGACAUGCUGAGCAAUCCACGGUGGAUACAGUUGCCAAGUACCAUAAAAGCCGUCAAGAACUGAUGCUCAAGCUAACGGAAGGACAGAACGUCUUGUGCUGUUGGACUGAUGGGCUCUAUUACCUUGGGAAGAUCAAGAGGGUGAGUGGUUCCAAACAGAGUUGCCUGAUGACCUUUGAAGACAACUCCAAGUACUGGGUGCUUUGGAAAGACAUCCAGCAUGCUGGUCUCCCUGGUGAAGAGCCAAUGUGUAACAUCUGCCUGGAAAAGACAACAGCCCCCCUGAAUGACAUACUGAUAUGCGGGAAAUGUGGACUUGGUUACCACCAGCAAUGCCAUAUCCCAGUGGUGAGCAGCGAUGAGAGUUCCUUGGAGUCAACUUGGUUCUGUCGGAGGUGCAUCUUUGCCCUGGCUGUACGGAAGGGUGGAGCCCUGAAGAAGGGCCCCAUUGCGAAGACGCUGCAAAGGAUCAAGAUGGUGCUGUCCUAUAACCUGGAGGAGCUGGAAUGGGACUCUCCCCACAGAACCAAUCACCAGCAGUGUUACUGCUACUGUGGCGGCCCUGGCGAGUGGUACCUGAAGAUGCUGCAAUGUUACCGCUGCCAACAAUGGUUCCAUGAAUCCUGCACACAGUGCCUUAGCAACCCAAUGAUGUUUGGAGACCGGUUUUACAUUUUCUGCUGCUCGGUGUGUAAUCAGGGCCCAGAGUACAUCAAACGUUUGACUUUGAGAUGGGUGGAUGUCGUGCAUCUUGUACUCUACAACCUGGGUGUCCAAAGUAAAAAGAAAUACUUUGACUUUGAUGAAAUCUUGACCUUUGUCAAUCAGCACUGGAACCUUCUGCAGCUUGGGAAGCUGAAGCACACUCCCGUGGCGGAGAGAGGCCCCCACCUCCUUAACGCACUAAACAGCUACAAAAGCAGAUUUCUGAAUGGGAAGGAAAUCAAGAAGAAGAAGUGCAUUUUCCGAUUGCGCGUCCGAGUCCCACCAAACCCACCAGGCAAACUCUUGCCAGGGAAGGUCCCAGGGCCGGCUGAUGGUCAACCUUCUGAGCCGAAGAAAACAGAGAAGUCCUUCCACAAAAGCAGUUCGACGCUGCACAAUCUACAGAAGAAGAAGAAGGCGAAAAAGUCAAAGUUCCUCUUGGAGGAUGCGAUUCCCAGUAGUGAUUUUGCCUCUGCUUGGAGCACCAACCAUCACCUGGCGAGCAUCUUUGACUUCAAUGUGGACGAAAUCCAGAGCUCGAAAAGCGGAAGCUCGAGCCAUACUUUCUUUUCUGACGUGGAUUCCACGGAUGCUGCCAGUACUUCAGGUUCAGCCACAACCAGCCUGUCCUAUGAAUCAAGAAGGAACCUGGGCAGCCGGAAGCGUAAGCUGACAUCCAAAAGCUACACAACUAUUGAGAUGAAGCAGAAAUGUGUGGAGGGCCCCCAGAGGGUCACACCCGGCUGCUCCUCAGAAGACAGUGAGGCAACCAGUGGCCCAGAUCGCCCAGAGAACCCCACCGAGGGUCAUGCUUUCGAGAGCCUGAGUGAAGGCAACUCAUCGUUCUCCUACCUCAGGUCAUCAAUCAACAACUAUUUUGGCGCUGCUGGCAGGCUGGUGUGUGGGGAAAAGUACCAAGUGUUAGCCCGUAGGGUAAACCCAGAUGGCAAAGUUGAGUAUCUGGUGGAAUGGGAGGGCACCACCCCCUACUGAGUGUCUGGGGUGGCUUGCCCUUGAGAAAAGAAAGUGUUUGGGGGAAAUAAACUCAGAGGAGUCGUGCGAUCAGAUGUAAGCUACGUUAUGCUUAUUUUGGGCAGCACAAUCAAAAUGUGUCCUCUGAACACCAAUACAAGAGCACUCUGGGGUGGGGUUUGGGAAAUACUUUGAUGAGGUGCCUUCAAUAGGCUUCAUUGAAAGAACGAUUUUUGCAAGCUACAGAUUAAAUGGAAUCAUGUUGCUUUGUAACACUACUUCUCUACUAGGGUGAGAGAAGAAGUGAAUGGGUACAAACGAUGUAUUUUAUUUGUCAAAAGAAGGGCAAUAUCUGCCAUUUCCAGAAGGACUCUUCUCUUUCAAACAUGGUGACAGGCAGAGAGGGAAAUUGAUACUGCCAUUUUGGGAUGGGACGGCAGGCGAAACUGUCCAGGUUGCUUAACCAAGCAGGGGUGGGUCCUUGGUUCUUGGCAGGGAGGAUGAAGUGACAGAAAUAUUUAAGAAUGGGGGUGGAGGAAAAGAUUCACCAUCUACCCCCAGAAGCCAAGUUUGAUAAGUGGGCAGAGUCUCCCACUGAUGACCUGUUUCUUGCCCAUGCAAUGAUCAGCUGAUUGUUGGGGAAUUGCAUAAGUCUGGGUGAUACUUUGCAAGCCCUGGCCAAUUAGCAUCAGUGCCCACAGAGCACAGUGCAUUGUAGAUACAGCUGGUUGGCAGUGCCUGGAAAAAAAAAGCUUUUAGCCCAGCCAUGCUUUUAUCUGCCAUGCAUCUGAUGUCGGUUCAGUUUAGCUGGGCACCAGCCAAAGCUGCUUUUAGGCUCCAGUGUCCCUUGAACCCACUUAUCUAUGCUAUGCAUUUGAAACUGGUUCAAAACCAGUUUUGACAGCCAUAACUUUCCUAUGCCCAACUUUGUGGGUGGUAGUUCUGAGAGGCAGUGGGGGAAUCUUUGUCGAAGGUUUGUAGUCCCAUGCAGGACUUCUGUUCCCAGAAUUCCUUAGUUGAGAGUUAAAUUGGUUUAAGCUUGUAGAGUUGAGGUGACAUUCAAUAAGAGAUUCGCUUAAAGCUUAUCUAAACCCUUGGCUGUGCUGAGGGGACUAACUGGGAUAUAUGGGAGAACAGGGUAUAGUUGGUCAGUGAUCACAGAGAAUCACAGAGCUGGCCAUCUAUUCCAAUCCCCUGCAAUGCAGGAAUCACAGCCUGUGAGGGCUGUUGUGUUGUGAACAGGGCCGGAUUUAGGUUUGAUGAGGCCCUAAGCUACUGAAAGUAAUGGGGCCCUUUAUAUGUCCAGCUGUCCUUUGUCAACAACAAACUGUCGCUGUAUUUGUGUUGAAUAUAUGCUAUAUAUAUUUAUGGACCUAACAGGUAUCUAAAGCCAUUUGCCACUAUUGCUGCAUGUAGGUUUUAUUUUAUUUUUAUCUUAUAUUUUGGAAAUGUACAUCCAGGUUUUUUUCUUUAAUUUUUUUUGGGGGCCCCCAAGAGAGUGGGGCUCAAAGCUAUAGCUUGUUUAGCUUAUACGUAAAUCCAGCACAGGUUGUGAAUGUGCUUGGUUGCUGUGAAUAUAACUGUGGCUGACCCAGCAUUUUUUGGAAGACCAGGUUACAUGUUUUCUGUGAGAAAAUGGCACAAAUGAGGCCUGGUCUGCAUAUCCAGGAGAAUGAGGUGGUAGAAUUUUAAUGUGGUAGGGUGGACUGUAAGAUAAAAAAGGUAAAGGACCCCUGGAUAGUUAAGUCCAGUCAAAGGUGGCUAUGGGGUGCAGCGCUCAUCUUGUUUUCAUGCCGAGGGAGCCGGUGUUUUCCACAGACAGCUUUCCAGGUCAUGUGGCUGUACCAAUACAGACUGCAAGACAGGGGGAUGAACACAUGUUUGAAUGCUUCCCCAUAUGGAACAAUUCCAUCCAAGCAGAAAGUUAGAAUAUCAGGGAGUCAGGUUCUUAGCCAGCUAGUUUUCUACUUAUGGGGAGAUAUAUAGAGGGAAAUAUAGAUAUAGAACAUAUGGGAUUAUUUUUUAUGGAAUUUACUCUUAUGUCUGCAGUGGUCCAGUUAAUUCUUCUGCCUUGCAACUGGACCACUCCAGAUUCUAUUGUGUGUGCAAGCAAGGCCUGAAAUUAUGGUUCUGAUAGGUAUGUGCAAUAUGACAAGUCUUUGAGGAGGAGCUGGGUGGCCAGGGAAAGAGGAGGCAGGGAGGAAGAGGCAAUAAUAAUAGACAGGUAGAAUCAACUGAAAAAAAGUUCCAUUCCGAGCAUCCUACAAAGAUUCAGGUGGAAGCAGGAGGAGAAUUAGGGAUAAAUGCGAUGCAACCCAACCUCUUUUGUAUGUCUGAAGCUAUAUGUGUGAAAGUUUAUGGUAUUUGCUUUUAUCCAUGAAGGUAAAGCAGUAUUAGCUAGGCCUGAGCCAAAAGCCCCCCCCCCCCAAUCUCAAAUCUGACACCUUGUCUGUAGGAUGAAAAGUUGGGACUCUUAUCUGAUUUUUGUGGUGGGGACUGUAAAGUUUGCCAGGCAACUGUGUUCCUUGUUGCUGCCAGGACCAUUUUUCAAAUCAACAGUUCCUGAGUGUGGGAAUAGGAAGCCUGAUUUGGCUUCAGAUGUCAUUGUUCAACCAAAACUCAUUACUUUACAUCAGGCAUCCCCAAACUGCGGCCCUCCAGAUGUUUUGGCCUACAACUCUCAUGAUCCCUAGCUAACAGGACCAAUGGUCAGGGAUGAUGGGAAUUGUAGUCCAAAACAACACAUGGUGUUGUGAUGAAGUCAAAACAGAGUGAUGGCAGGGGGCAUUGCUGCCUUUGCUCUGAUUUGGCUUCAGAUCUCAUAAUUCAGCCAAACCCCAUUAGCUUGCAUGGUGUUAUCAUGGAGCCAAAUUACAAUGAGGCAGGAAGAAUCAAAUUUAUUACUGUACUAUUUGCUUUCUCUGCAGGAGGGAUGGUCAACUGCCAGCCUGUGGGUUGGAACUGGUCCCUGAAGCAACUUUUAUCUGGUCCUUGGCAGUCCUAUCCAGUUUUAAUCAAAUAGCACACUAAAAGCAUGUCCACACUUUCGCUCAUAUGAAAAGGGGUCAGAAAUAAAGCGAUUUGGCUUCAUGAUGACAGCACAUUAAGCUAGUGAGGUUUGGCUGAACAAUGGUGUCUGAAGCCAAAUCAGAGUGUAGGCAAAGCUUCCUCCCUUUGCUCUGAUUCAGCUUCAUGAAGACACCAUGUAACCAAAUGAGAUUUGGCUGAGCGACAGCAUCUGAAACCGCAUGAGAACAAUGCAGUCCUAUGCAAGUCUACUUGGUGGUAAGACCCACUGGGAGGUAGUCAACUAAGUUUGACUUGGAGUAGACCCAUUUAAAUGAAUGAGCAUCACUAAGGGAGCAAUCGUGCGUAUGGGAAGGCGGUGUAAAGUAAGCCACAUCCAAACUCUGUUCGGGAGUGGGGCUACCGCUAUCUGAGCCAGCCAAACCAAAACAGAGGGGAUUGAGGCUUUAAAACAGAGUUUGAGUUUUGCCAGCUUACCUUAGGUCAUGUGACCAAGCUGGCAUUGCCCCCCCCCACUCUCGCAGAAUGACCCCUUUCCAGGUCUCAUGCACAUUUUGCUGGGGUGAGGGACUUACGAAGCUGGCGUAUCUCUGGCUGAGCUGGGGCUGGGGGCUUAUGCCAGCAUAGCCCAGCAAAGCCAGAGAUCAGCCACAUUGUAGUCUGAUGGAUCUUUGUGGAUCUAGGGUUAGGGUUCUGCCCUAAACUUGCACCAUUAACUUCAGUAGGUUUACUCCAAGGAAAACUUGCUUUUGGAGCUUCCUCCAAAAGAAGCAUGUUUAGAACCGCAGCCUUGAUAUUAACAUAUUUUAUUUUCAGUGUUUUCUGGCAUCCACUGCCUACAACGGAGCUCAUUGUGCCAUUAAGUGUGAACCACUAGGUGGUGCUAAUGUUGUUAUGGAGCCAAAUCAAAUGAUGACUGGCCAGUUUGUGCGUCUAAACACACCUCUGGCUUCUGCACCAAUGUCUGUGGGUUUAAUGAUUCAAGUGCAGGUGUGACAGAAUGAUCUCUGCCAGGAAUUUAAAAACAAAGCAGGGGAGAAGCACCACCAUUUUGGAGUUAGCUGAGCUCCCUUCAGUUUCCAACAAGGGUUCUCCAUCACACAAGGCUCUCUCGGGAGAGCACCUCUAAAUUCAAAUACAGGCCAUAUUCAUGUUGAUACCACUUUAAAUGGCCAUGAC
Molecule: messenger RNA, 6202 nt
Organism: Zootoca vivipara (common lizard)
Lineage: Eukaryota; Metazoa; Chordata; Lepidosauria; Squamata; Lacertidae
Gene: PHF19
Product: PHD finger protein 19
Biological process (GO): negative regulation of gene expression, epigenetic
Cellular component (GO): nucleus
Molecular function (GO): chromatin binding; DNA binding
Source: RefSeq, a predicted model, not a curated record